GAUUGAUCCAAGAUCGUGUAUGGUUUACCGUUGACGUCAUAGUUGCCUGGUUUCGGUCAACAGUUUUCUCGAGGAUCCGGGAAAAGGACGAUUAUAUUUUCAGCGAAUUCUUACUAUCAAGCAUCAUGCCUGACUCCAAGUCUGCAGAGAAGGUAGCAGUGAAGGUGGUAGCAAGAUGUCGACCUUUCACAGAUACAGAGAAAGAGAAGGGUGCGUCAAGAAUAGUCAAGAUGUCUGGAGACAAGACUACAUUGCAGAAUCCACAACAGGGGGGUACUGGAAAGGAAGCUGUUUUUGCUUUUGAUGCUAGCUACUUCUGGGACACAAGGACGAGUUUAGUAUACAAGGAGCAAUGUGAGCCCCUAUUGAAGAGAGCUAUGGAGGGGUAUAAUGUCACCAUCAUUGCAUUUGGUCCUACAAACAGUGGCAAGACCCAUCUCAUGUCUGGGCCUAUGGAAGAUCCUGGUCUUGUUCCUAUGAUCAAUCGAAGUCUCUUCAAGCAGAUCAAGAACUCCAAGAAGCAGUUCCUUAUUACAGCAUCGUUCCUUGAGGUGAUGGAUGAACACAUGACUGAUUUGCUGAACCCACACACAGAUGAUAUGCAGAUCAGACAACACCCUCAGAUUGGAAUAUUUGUUGAUGGUCUGUCGGAGCUUGUAGUGAAGAGUGGUGAAGAUUUGUCUCGAUACUAUGACCAGGGUAGCAGGGCUCGCAAGAUGGGUGCAGCUGAUAUCAAGGCACAUAGAGCAAGGGCUCAUGGUAUCUUCACUAUCAGUAUCGAGCAGAGAGGCGGAGAUGGAGGAAAAGGACUGAGGAGCAAGAUUGUAUUGGCUGAUCUUGCAGGUUCCGAAAGCGUACAGAGUAAAGACAAAGGACUUGGUGCCCUAGGGGACGUGAUAAGUGCCCUUGGUGAUCCUCGUAAGAAAGGGGGCCAUGUACCUUACAGAGAAUCAAAGGUCACACGUUUACUUCAGGAUGCCCUUGGAGGUAACGCCCACACGCUGAUGUUUACGACCAUAUCUCCAUCUGAUACCUGCUACAACGAGACACUGACCACCCUUCAGUACGGUCAAUACUGCAAGAACGUUAUCAAUCACCCAGCAAUAAAUGUGGAUGAUAGUGAACGACUGACCACUCAGCUUCGUGAGGAGAUCUCUCGUCUGAGAGAGAAGCUGACCGGUACAUCACUCACUGAAGCAGGCAGCAAAGAGGAGGUGGCCAAACUACAGGAUUUGAUCAAGGAUCUUCAGAUUGCUAAGCGUCAGGGAUGGGAGGAGAAGGAGAAACUAUCAACUCAGUAUGAAGAGGAGAGAAGAGAGAACCUGGCCAAGAAGGGUAUCUUGCAAUGGGUGAUGGCUGAGAGUGUACAUAGAGACAACAGAGAGAUGCAGGAGCGCAUCUUACUCAUGCAGAAGGAGAAAGAUCAGCUGCAACAUGAAUACAAAGAGAAGCGAUCAUUGGUUGAUCGACUGAAGGAAGACCUACAAGCCAAGAUUGUGGACUACACCAAUAUGGCUGAAAGUGGGAAGGGGAGUGACUCCGAGACCAAGGCUAGAGUGAAUGCUAUCCACGAAGUUAAAGAAAUGAUCAAGAGAGAGAGCGAGCAUCUGAAAGAUGUCAAACAGAGACUCAAGGAGCUUCAAGAAAGACAGAAGAGGGAGAAGGAGGACAUGAGAAGCCAGCAUGCUGAUUUGCAUCACAACUCUGACCUGCGUCGUCUGGCCCGUGCAGAGGAGCGGAAGCGCAUGGAGGCGGAGCAUGCUCUCUCGUUAGAGGAAGAACUUGAGAGAAUGCGGAUGGAGAUCGAUCACCAAAAGGCAGAGAUUCAGCUAAGAACAGCCAAUGGUGGCGCUGGAUACAACCAGGAGCAGUCCAUGCAGAUUGAGAUGAGUCUCGUGAAGGAGAGAGAAGAACGUCGGGUCGUUACCAUGCAGCUCCAAGCUAUGGAUGCAGAGAAAGCUCUUCUCAUUGCUGAGCUUGACGAGGCGUAUCUUAAGCACAAGGAGGAAAACGAGAUACAACAGCUGCAACAUUUCCAGACAUUCCGUAAUUACCGUGAGGCGUUUGAAGAGCAGAAGAUGGCCCUGGAGCAGAGGUACCGGACUCUGCUAGAAGAUGCUAUCCAGGAUGCGGUCUUUCUCUCUGCUCGGAACUCUGAACUAGAGCAGGAGAAUCAAGCCAUCAGACAAGAUGUUGCUGAGUUGAAGGACAAGGUUUCUAUGAUGGGAGGCAGUUCUAGGAGUAGGCCAUCCUCAGCAGCAAGCAUACGCUAGAUCAACAAUCCUCAGGUUAACACCCGCAACCAUGGAGAGAAUUGACAUGGGAUGUGGUAUAUAAAUAAAACAAAUAUUGACUGCUUAUUUUUUCGGGUCAUUGUUAAAACUAUAGCUCCUUGGUGAUCUCGAGGCUGCACUAUGCCAGUACAGUACAGAACAGUUUGAGAUCACCUUGGACGAUAGAUUUGAACAUGCCCCUCAAAGCAGUCAAUAAUUGUAUCCUGUCCUUUCAAUGGAAUGAAAGGCCAGUUAUUCAUUUAUUGGCAUCGGUGGUAAAUGUAGUACCGUAUACUGUCUUUGAAUGCAAAGAAGAGAAAGGAUGGUUUGGGUAAAGUUGUGGUAAUAAUGUAUUUAUAAUUUACAUAU
Molecule: messenger RNA, 2642 nt
Organism: Strongylocentrotus purpuratus (purple sea urchin)
Lineage: Eukaryota; Metazoa; Echinodermata; Echinoidea; Camarodonta; Strongylocentrotidae
Product: kinesin-like protein FLA10
Exons: 21
Coding region: 126-2273 (715 amino acids)
Biological process (GO): mitotic spindle organization; microtubule-based movement
Molecular function (GO): microtubule binding; ATP binding; microtubule motor activity
Source: RefSeq, a predicted model, not a curated record